Messenger RNA from Caenorhabditis remanei, 696 nucleotides. RefSeq lists its product as uncharacterized. The transcript has 5 exons. Bases 1 to 696 code for a protein of 231 amino acids. The record is from RefSeq and is a predicted model, not a curated record. NCBI's taxonomy places the organism in Eukaryota, Metazoa, Nematoda, Chromadorea, Rhabditida, Rhabditidae.
AUGGUGGAAGAAUUGGGAUUCUACAAGAAAUUGACGCCUGCUCCGAUAUGGAAACCGCCCAUAAUCGAGUCGCCGAGCACGUAUUUCAGUGGAUCGCCUGAAUGUCUGUCUGUUUGUCCAGAUGUCCAGAAAUCGCGUCUUCUCCAGUCGGUCUACCUCACCACGCCGCCGAUCGGAGCAGAAUCAGAAGCGAGUCUGUUGGCAGACAUUCCACGUUUUCGACUCCAAAACAGACUCCGAAGGUACGCCGAAAAGUGGGCGUGGCUUCCUAAUGGAUAUUUUCAGCCACACGGUCGUCUGGGUCCCGUUCAAUCGGCGACUCCAACUCCGACACCAAAAAUGAAGAUUAGAAGAACUAUCGGUCCGCAUUGCUUGGAUGUAGAAGAUUUGAGAAGAAAACGGGCGAUAAGGCAAGCCAUGAACCCUGAAGUCGAGCCCUCUCUCAUCGUCGGCGGAAUCAGCCCAUUCGAUCAGAAAAAUGUGGGGGAGAGUAUCAAGGAGUUUCGAAAACUCGUGACCGAGAAGUUCUGCAAACAUAUCUUUGCCACUCCAGGUCCAUCGACAAAUAGAAGGACUAUGAAACUUGUGUUCCGUCCGGAAAUUGAACUCGAUCAGGAUGAAACAGAGAUGGAGGUGAAAAUGGAAGGAGGAGGCGGAGAUGGAAUGCAUCAUAACUCGACUAUUGUCAUUGAUUGA